Molecule: messenger RNA, 2310 nt
Organism: Labeo rohita (rohu)
Lineage: Eukaryota; Metazoa; Chordata; Actinopteri; Cypriniformes; Cyprinidae
Product: tripartite motif-containing protein 16-like
Exons: 7
Coding region: 174-1847 (557 amino acids)
Molecular function (GO): protein binding; zinc ion binding
Source: RefSeq, a predicted model, not a curated record
CUGAUUCCAGCCUCGAUUUAAUAAUCGCAUGUAGCAAGAAGCCUACCUUCAGAUCGGUCGACAGAUCAUUUGUCCGUAAUUCAACUAAAGAGCCAAACAAAAUACACUAUAAACACUCAAAGAAAAAAAAGUCAUAGAAGGCGCUGAUUGUGGUGAUUUCUUCAGACAGUGAAAUGGCAGAAUCCAGCAUCUCAUUGGCUAAGGAUCAGUUCAGCUGUCCAGUGUGUUUGGAUCUCCUGAAGGAUCCAGUGACGAUUCCCUGUGGACACAGUUACUGUAUGAGCUGCAUCUCAUGUUGCUGGGAUGAGGAGGAUUGUAAGCAAAUCUACAGCUGUCCUCAGUGCAGACAGACCUUCACACCAAGACCUGUUUUAGGUAAAAAUGUGGUGUUUGCUGAAAUGGUGGAGAAGCUGAAGAAGACGAGACUCCAGUCUGCUGCUCCUGUAGUUCAGCACACUGGAUCUGGAGAUGUUCAGUGCGACUCCUGCACUGGAGUCAAACAGAAAGCAGUGAAAUCGUGUCUGGAGUGUCGAAGCUUGUACUGUCAAAAUCAUCUUGAACAGCAUGAGAAUCUCUUCAGCAGUAAAAACCACAAUCUGAUGGAUGCCACUGAACAACUCCAGGAGAUGAUCUGCCCUCAACAUCAUAAAAUGCUGGAAAUUUUCUGCCGUACUGACCAGCAGUGUAUCUGUAUGCUGUGUUUGGUGGAUGAACACAAAAAUCAUGACACUGUAUCAACUGCAGCAGAAAGGAAUGAGAAACAGAGACAUUUGGAGGAAAAACAGAGAAAAUUCCAAAAGAUAAUUAGUCAGAAAGAGAAAGAUCUUCAGCAGCUGAGAGAGGCUGUGAAAACUCAUAAGCGCUCUGCACAGACAGCAGUGGAGGACAGUGAGAGGAUCUUCACUGAACUCAUCCGCUCCAUUGAGAAACAUCGCUCUGAGGUGAAGCAGCUGAUCAGAGAUCAGGAAAGAGCUGCAGUAAGUCGAGCUGAAGCACAACUAGAGGAACUGAAGCAGGAGAUUGAUGAGCUGAAGAGGAGAGACAUUGAGCUGAAGCAGUUUUCAGAAACACAGGAUCAUGUUAAUUUCCUUCAGAGUUGGCCUCCUGUCUCUUUCUCUGAAUCUACAGACGGCUUCACUGCCAGUUCUCAUCUCUCUUUUGACAAUGUAGUGAAGUCAGUCUCUCAACUCAGAGACAAACUGCAGCAGUUCUGCAGAGAGACUAUAGACAACAUAUCUGGAACAGUGAAAACCAUCCAGAUCAUUGGUGCUUCUGAAUAUCAGACCAGAGAAGAGUUUCUACAAUAUUCUUGUCUGUUGACUGUGAAUGCAAACACAGUGUCUAACUGGCUCCAUCUGUCUGAAGAAAACACAGUGGUGACUGUUCCUGGCACACUUCAGUGUUAUCCUGAUCAUCCAGACAGAUUUGAUUCUUGGGCCGAGGUGUUGUGUAGAGAGAGUGUGACUGGAUGCUGUUACUGGGAGGUGGAGUGGAGUGGUGAUGGGAGGUUAGGAGUUGAUGUAGCAGUGACGUAUAAGAGCAUCAGCCGGAAGGGAAAUGGUCCUGACAGCGCAGCUGGACGUAAUGAUCAGUCCUGGAGUUUGUUCUGCUCUCCAGACUGUUGCUCAUUCUGGCACAAUAACAUUGAGACAGUCCUUCCUGUAACCCGUGUGUCCAGUAGAAUAGGAGUGUAUGUGAAUCACAACGCAGGGAUUUUGUCCUUCUACAGUGUCUCAGACACAAUGAGUCUCAUCCACAGAGUCCAGACCACAUUCAGUCAGCCGCUCUAUGUCAUGUUUGGACUAGAUAGACAGACAGUGGUAAAACUGUGUCCCAUAACCAAUUAAAUCAAACAGGGUCUAAAAAUUAUUUUUGUUAUACGACAUGAUGAAUCAGUAAGAUGUCAUGGGCUUUAUUGUCUAAUCAGAAAUGCCACUAAUGAACAAAUAUGACUUAACUCCUGUUUUACUGUCAUUUUUGUUUUUUGUUUUUUUAAAUAAUGUAAACGCAAUGUAAUGAAACUAACAAAAUAUUUUUAUGAAAUAUAUAAUCAUUCACAGUGAAGGGUGGAGAAAAUAACUGAACUUUUGAAUUUAGUAACAAAAGCUAAACAUUUUCAAAGGGUUCAGCAAACGUAUUCUUACAAAGGGUUGUCUUUUGCAUGCUCGUAAUACACAUGGGUUUCAAUGUAAUUUUCCUUUUUCUAACUUUUGGUGUUUUGUUCAAAAGAAAUUGUACUUGAUGUUAACAGGUGUUUUUUUUUUUUUUUUUUUUUUUUUUUUGAUGGUUCAAAAACAACAAACAUUAAAU